AGCGCUGAGUCUUCAGCAGCAGGAGGAGAGAGAGGAGCUCGAUUCAGCUGUUUGUGGCCGAAGAUGGCGGAGUGUGGACGUGUUCAGCAGCAGCUGCUCCUCUUGUCUCUCUGGCUUCUCACCGUACAGGCUCUUAAACCUCUUCCAGGUUUCGGGAAUGUCCGUCCUCCGGCUGCAGCUAUGCACCAGCAGUUCAGAGCCGCGCUACCGAAUCCCGGGAAUAACGCCGCCGCCCCCGCCGCGUCCUCCGGUUCUCAGUCUAGAAGAACCACCGGCUGGAAGCUGGCAGAAGAACAGGCCUGCCGGGACGACGUGACCCGGCUGUGUCCAAAACACACCUGGACAAAUAACCUGUCUGUGCUGGAAUGCCUGCAGGACAAGAAGGAGGACACCGAGAUUGCUGCAGACUGCAACCAUCUGUUGUGGAACUACAAGUUGAAUUUGACCACAGAUCCGAAGUUUGAGUCCGUGGCGCUGGAAGUGUGUACGAGCACCAUGUUAGAGCUGAAGGAGUGUGCAGAUGAGGAGCGGGGGAAAGGCUAUCUGAUGCCCUGCCUGGUGGACCACCGUGCCAACAUCACAGAACGCCAGUGUCAUCAGUACAUCACCAAGAUGACCAGCAUCAUCUUCAGCGACUAUCGGCUCAUCUGCGGCUUUAUGGACAAAUGCAGAGAAGACAUCAACACCCUGCAGUGUGGAAGCAUCGCUGUCGGAGAAAAAGACCCCCAUUCCCAGGGUGAGGUGAUUGCGUGCCUGGAGAGGGCGCUGGUCAGGGAGGCAGAGCAGAAGGAUAAUCAAAUCAAGGACGAGUGCAAAAAGGCCAUCAUGCGAGUGGCCGAACUGUCAGCAGACGACUUCCACCUCGACCGCUACCUCUACUUCUCCUGCCGAGACGACCGGGAGCGCUUUUGUGAAAAUACCCAGGUGGGAGAGGGCAGAGUGUACAAAUGCCUGUUCAACCAUAAAUUUGAGGAAGCAAUGUCGGAAAAGUGCAGAAACGCCCUGACCACUCGGCAAAAGCUCAUUGCUCAAGAUUAUAAAGUCAGUUACUCCCUCGCAAAGGCCUGUAAGGCCGACGUACGCAAAUAUCAUUGUAACCCAGACACCAGCAUGCCUCGCGCCCGAGAGGCCAGGCUCUCCUUCCUCCUCCUCUGCCUGGAGUCUGCUGUUCACAGAGAGGAAGAAAGAUGA
Molecule: messenger RNA, 1191 nt
Organism: Sinocyclocheilus grahami
Lineage: Eukaryota; Metazoa; Chordata; Actinopteri; Cypriniformes; Cyprinidae
Gene: glg1b
Product: golgi glycoprotein 1b
Exons: 8
Coding region: 64-1191 (375 amino acids)
Cellular component (GO): Golgi membrane
Molecular function (GO): fibroblast growth factor binding
Source: RefSeq, a predicted model, not a curated record